CACACCAUGACUGACAUCGUGAACUCAAUCUCUGCGCAAUUGCGCAUCUCUCCCACCCUGGAGAUCAAUGAACUAGUGUCGAAGGCUCGCACAGAAGGUAAAAAUGUUAUCCACUUGGGCUUUGGCGAGGCCACAUUCCCCAUCCAGCGAGACGUCCUUGAGGCCCAUCGAGACGCAUCUAAUGAAACAAGCUAUAUGCCGGUAGCCGGUAUAGAAGCCUUGCGAGACUCUAUUGCGAGGUUCAACUCGGAUCGUGUAGGUGUUGAGAUCGGCCCUGAUCAGGUCGUUAUUGCUCCUGGGUCAAAGCCCCUGCUUUUCGCCUUGUUUGAUAUACUAGACGGCGCUGUGCUACUCCCUCGCCCCUCGUGGGUCAGUUAUGAGCCACAAGUGCUGAAUGCCAGGAAGAAGCUUUUCUGGGUUGAGACGGACCCUGUUGAUCGUCACAGUAUUACCGAAUCAUCUCUGCUCUCUGCCUACCAGAAGGCAAUCUCAGAGGGAUGCGUCCCUCGGAUUAUGCUGAUCAACAGCCCAUCAAAUCCGACAGGCCACGUCUUCUCCGACAAUUGUAUCCGAACUAUCAGAGAAUUCUGCAAAUCAAAGCAGAUAACACUGAUAACAGACGAGAUCUAUUCCGAUAUUUGCUUUGAUGACGCUCAGAAGGGAAUCAGCGCGUUUGAUAGCAGCCCGGAUGGUUCCGAAACUGUCAUCCUUACCGGGGGACUAUCAAAGACAUACUCAGCCGGUGGCUGGCGCGUGGGCUAUGCCAUAUUCCCCCCAUCCCCAAAAGGCGAAACCAUCCGCAAGACAAUCCUCGCAUAUGCUUCUGAAUGCUGGUCCGCAGCCUCUACGCCGGCCCAAUUGGCAUCCGUCAAGGCUUUUUCCACGGACCAGGCAAUGUGCAGAUACCGCAAAUCUGUGACGGCCUUGCAUAGAUACUGUACUUCGAGGCUCUAUUCUGCGCUUAAGAAACUCGGACUAGAUGUUAGCGAGCCCGGCGGUGCCUUUUACGUCUACCCGUCCUUUUCACCAUAUGCAGGGCAGCUACAGAAACUUGGUAUUUCUACCAGUGCUGCCCUUUCGGCGUGGCUUAUCCGGGAGUGCGGACUUGCUGCUCUACCGGGUUCUGCGUUUGGAGAGGACGAUGAUGGGCCUAUGUAUGGGCGGUUCCGGUUAAGGAUGGCUACUAGUUACUUGUAUUUCCAGAAUGAGGAGGACCGAUAUGAGAGGGGAUAUGAGCUGCUGGAGUGCUGCGCCGCUGGGAAAGAGAUCGAGCUGCCUUAUUUGGAGGAGGCGAUCAAGGCCCUGGAGAAUGCUGUGCAGAAGCUGCAGAACGUCUGAUGGCAUAUAUAUCUAUCUUUAAUAUUUAAGAUAUUUAC
Aspergillus versicolor CBS 583.65 is the source of this 1376-nucleotide messenger RNA. RefSeq names its product pyridoxal phosphate-dependent aminotransferase. The transcript is spliced from 4 exons. Gene Ontology annotation, biological process: biosynthetic process. Lineage: Eukaryota; Fungi; Ascomycota; Eurotiomycetes; Eurotiales; Aspergillaceae. The record is from RefSeq and is a predicted model, not a curated record. Bases 7 to 1338 code for a protein of 443 amino acids. Gene Ontology annotation, molecular function: catalytic activity; pyridoxal phosphate binding.